Molecule: messenger RNA, 286 nt
Organism: Acanthoscelides obtectus
Lineage: Eukaryota; Metazoa; Arthropoda; Insecta; Coleoptera; Chrysomelidae
Source: the annotation of a GenBank genome assembly
GAUUUGAAUACCAAAGCUCCACUAACUCAACGAACAAGGCUGUUAAUGUAAUUGUCUGCAGAAAAAGGACUUGGUGAUGUAGAAAAUGUGGGAAUAUAUGGACAAUCAUCAGAAACUGGAUCUGGCAAAGAACUCACAGCACCUAAUUUAUCACCUCCAAUGGAUCUACCUUGUGAGGGAGAAAAUGAGUUUCCACAUUUCAGAGAUGUUGCAGAGAUUGUAGAUUCAUUCUUGACAGCUAGCCCAUCAAAAAUAAACGAUCAACUGAUUGAUGUCGACAAUGGCC